Messenger RNA from Seminavis robusta, 2793 nucleotides. The record is from the annotation of a GenBank genome assembly. NCBI's taxonomy places the organism in Eukaryota, Bacillariophyta, Bacillariophyceae, Naviculales, Naviculaceae.
AUGUGGCUGUCAGGUUUGGAGGACCUUGUGGUUGACGAUGUUCACAACCACCUUGGUCUGCCCUUUUUGAAUGUUGGCGAGAGAUGCAACAUUGCUGGUUCCCUCAGGUUCAAGAAGCUCAUGAUGGCGGGUGACUAUGCAACUGCCAUGGAUAUCGCUAAGCAGCAGGUUGAAGAUGGAGCACAUGUCAUUGAUAUCAAUGUUGAUGAUGGCAUGCUUGACGGUUUGGCUGCCAUGCAGAAGUUUGUGAAGAUUGCUGUCACUGAGCCAGAGAUCUCGAAGGUCCCCUUCAUGUUGGAUGCAUCCAAGUUUGACAUUGUUGUGGCCGGCCUGAAGUGGUGCCAAGGCAAGCCCAUCAUCAAUUCGAUCUCCCUCAAGGUUGGCGAGGAGCUGUUCAUUCAGCAUGCCACUCUCUUGAAGAAGCAUGGUGCAGCUGUUGUUGUGAUGGCCUUUGAUGAGCAAGGACAGGCUGCCACAGAAGAGGAGAAGGUCCGCAUCUGCAAGAGGUCUUACGAUGUCCUUGUGAACAAGGUCAAGUUUCCUCCUGAAGACAUCAUCUUUGACCCCAAUGUGUUGACCAUUGGAACUGGAAUGGAGGAGCACGCCAACUAUGGUGUUGACUUCAUCAAGGCCACCAAGCGCAUCAAGGAGGAGUGUCCUUAUGUUAAGAUCAGUGGAGGAAUUUCCAACCUGUCCUUUGGCUUUAGGGGAGUGACCAAGAUUCGUGAAUCCAUCCAUGCUGUGUUCCUCCACAAUGCCAUCCUGGAAUCUGGUAUGGAUGUUGGCAUUGUCAAUGCUAAUGAAAUGUUGAUGCUUGGUGAAGUCGAUGGCCCACUGAGGACGGCUUGUGAGAAUCUUGUGUUCAACAAGACUGAAAAUGCCACGGACGUCAUGCUGGAAUUCACACAGAAGGAAAAGGCUGCCGUUGAAGCCCGAAAGAAGGGUGGUGGUGGUGCUGCUGCUAAAGUCCAGGAGAAGUCUUGGAGAGAUUUUGAGGCCAAGAAACGUUUGGAGCAUGCACUUAUUAACGGCAUUUCUCAAUAUGUGGACAAGGAUGUUGAAGAAGCCAGGCAGCUCGCAUCGAAGCCUCUCGAAGUUAUUGAAGGGCCAUUGAUGGAUGGCAUGAAUGUUGUUGGUGAUCUCUUUGGUGCUGGAAAGAUGUUCCUCCCACAAGUUAUCAAAUCUGCUCGAGUUAUGAAAAAGGCCGUGGCAUAUUUGCUGCCGUUCAUGGAAGAAGAGAAGAAGGCGAAGAUGCUUGCGGAAGGCCUGAACCCAGAUGAUUUCGACGAGCACGAUGCGUCGAAUUUCGCCGGCAAAGUCCUCAUGGCUACGGUGAAAGGCGAUGUGCAUGACAUUGGAAAAAAUAUUGUUGCAGUUGUUCUUGGAUGCAAUAAUUACAAGGUUUACGAUAUUGGAGUGAUGUGCACAUGUGAGAAGAUUCUCGAAAAAGCGAAGGAGUAUGACGUUGACGUGAUUGGUCUUUCUGGUUUGAUCACUCCUUCUUUGGAUGAGAUGGUUGACGUUGCCAAGGAAAUGUCGAAAGCGGGCUUCAAACAACCUCUUCUCAUCGGUGGGGCAACUACGUCCAAGAUGCACACCGCAGUCAAGAUUUCCCCGAACUACUUCACUUUGGAGCAUCCCGUGAUCCAUGUUCUGGAUGCGUCUCGUUCGGUUACCGUGGUUUCGUCGCUUCUGGGCGAAGGCAAGGAGGAUUACGUGCAGGAUAUUUUAGAAGAGUAUGACGAAAUGCGAGAAGACUACUAUGCCGGGUUGGAAGAUCGUUACUUCCUCACCUUCGAACAAGCUCGAGAACGGAAAAUGACGAUCGAUUACGAUGCGGUUCCUCCUGCUCCGGCACCGAAGAAACUGGGAACAACGGUAAUUGAUUCCGUUUCGAUUGCGGAUGUUGUGCCGUAUAUUGAUUGGAACCCCUUCUUCCAGACAUGGGAAUUACGAGGACGCUACCCAAACCGUGGUUAUCCCAAGAUCUUCAACGAUGAAGCCGUGGGAACCGAGGCCAAGAAGCUCUUUAAUGACGCGCAGGACAUGAUGAAGAAGAUCAUCGAGGACAAGAGCAUGAACCUGAAGGGUGUCGUUGGACUGUACGCCGCCAACAGGAGUGAGGAUGGCGAGGAUGUGCACAUCUACGAGACCGAGGAGGACAGAGAAUCUGGCAAGCCCUCGAACACUUUCUGCAUGUUGCGUCAACAGGCAGAGAAGGAAUCGGAUGAUCCCUACCUGUCGCAAGCUGAUUUUAUCGCACCGAAGGGUUACAAGGAUCACUUGGGUAUGUUCGCCGUCUCGUGUUUUGGAUGCGAUGCCCUGGUGACCAAGUACGAGUCAGAGAACGAUGAUUACAGCAAGAUCAUGGCCCAGGCUCUUGCGGAUCGUUUUGUCGAGGCUUUCGCUGAGUACUUGCACCGUUCCAUCCGAACGGAAAUGUGGGGCUACGCUGCUGGCGAGCAGUUGAACGAAGCGGAUCUUUUGAAGAUCAAGUACGACGGAAUUCGUCCAGCUCCUGGCUACCCCUCGCAACCUGAUCACACGGAGAAGAAGACCAUGUGGGACGUCAUCAAGGCGAAGGAAUUGGCCGGAAUCGAGUUGAGCGAGUCUCUCAGUAUGAUGCCCGCAGCCUCCGUUUCCGCUCUUGUUUUCGCCCAUCCUCAGUCGCAAUACUUUGCUGUCGGUCAGGUCGGCAAGGAUCAAGUCGAGAGCUACGCCGCAAGAAAGAAGAUGGAGCUCUCUGUGACUGAGCGUUGGUUGUCGCCAAUCCUCAACUACGAACGUGACUGA